Microplitis demolitor is the source of this 3864-nucleotide messenger RNA. RefSeq names its product ubiquitin carboxyl-terminal hydrolase 48. Gene Ontology annotation, biological process: protein deubiquitination. Lineage: Eukaryota; Metazoa; Arthropoda; Insecta; Hymenoptera; Braconidae. Gene Ontology annotation, molecular function: cysteine-type endopeptidase activity; cysteine-type deubiquitinase activity; protein binding. The transcript is spliced from 11 exons. Gene Ontology annotation, cellular component: cytosol; nucleus. The record is from RefSeq and is a predicted model, not a curated record. Bases 347 to 3691 code for a protein of 1114 amino acids.
CCGGAAAAAUAAAAAUAAAAAAUGAGUUUGCGCGUGUCCUGGCAAAAGUUUAGUGGCCUUCUAUAAAAUAAAAUCAUAAUAACGUUUAAAGACAAUAGUAAUUAAAUAAUAAAUUAAAAAAAGUUAAUAUUUAAAUUUAAAAUAACCAGUAUAAAUUUAAAAAAUACUUGAUUACUCAGUAAUAGUAAAUAAAAAUUUAAAUGUCAAUUAUUUAAGUCAACAUAACCUCAAUCAACAAACCGCCAUUUUUUUUACCCGAAAAAAAGUUAAUAACUUUUUGGUAAUUAGCUUAUGAAGAAUAAGUUUAUUAAUACAACUGCCAGUUAAUUGUUAGGUGAGUUAUAAAAUGCCAAAUCGCGCGUAUCCCAAGAGAGCUGAUGUUGCUGAAAAAGAAGCUUGGUCUUGGUCUGAAUCUGUGUCUCCAGAUAAUAUAACUAAUGAACACUUAGACCUAGCGUACAGAGUUUCAUUAAAUAUUUGUAAGAAUUGCAAGCGUAACUGCAGUUAUAACCCACGAUGUCUCGUAGGACUAGGCGAAGAAAAAUACUUGAAAUCCCAGCCUAUCGAGUCAGCGUCUCUCGAAAGUUCACUAGCAGAGCUCCGGGACCCGACACAGUACGUCGGUUUAAAAAAUUUAGGCGCCACAUGUUACGUAAACAGUCUCAUCCAAGUCUGGUUCCACAACGAAGACAUGAGGCGAAUAAUCUACAAGUGGAACAUCACAGAAGACCCGGAGGAACGCGAGUCACUGCAACGUUCUCAGGGCAAAAACUCCCCGUACCAGCCAGUGACAGUCGUCGGUCAGCUCCAGUACAUCUUCGCCAUGAUGCAGUUCGGAAAUCGUCGUCUCCUAGACCCAACAAGUCUCGCCCGCGCGUUGUCCCUCGACACCGGAACCCAACAAGACGCCCAGGAAUUUUCAAAGCUUCUUCUCGCCCACAUCGAAGGUAAAAUCCAGCAGAACCAUCACUUAAAAACUCUUCUCCAGCGUCUCACCCAAGGAACUUACAUCUACGUCAAUCGUUGCUCCACCUGCAGUACCGAGUACGAGACUCCCACGACCUUCUACGAGCUAGAUCUCCAGUUAGCCCCGACUUUAAAGCAAGCGAUCGGUAAUUAUUUAAGCGAAGAAGAUCUCUCCGGUACCAACAAGUAUUUAUGCAUGAACUGCAAAGAUAAACGUGACGCAAAACGUUUUAUCAGACUCAAUACCCUUCCCGAUACUCUAAACUUCCAGCUCCUGAGGUUCGUUUUCCACAGGGAGUCCGCGCAAAAAAAAAAAUUGACCUCGUCGAUCCAAUUCCCCGAGGAAUUGGACAUGUCCGAGUAUUUAAACUGUCCGGCGGGAACCCAUCUGUACUCUCUGGUCGCUGUCCUAAGUCACAAAGGACCUUCUACACACUCUGGACACUACAUAGUCAACAUAUGCAAGUCCUCCGACGAGUGGUACCAGUUCAGUGACGAUAAAGUCGAGCGCAUGCACAACAAACGCAUAGAAGACGGGAUAAAUGACGGCGGGGGUAAAGUUAAGAAGACUAAAAUUUUAAAAGGAUGCUUGUCAUCAAACAGCGCUUACAUGCUAGUCUACAAACGUCUCAGCAAGGAACGAUCUGCUGCUAAAGAGUCACUUAAAUUAAAUGAUAGAAAUAAUUUAGCUGAUGACGAAAUAUUUAAAGACAACGAUAACGAUAAAAAUAAAAUAAAGAUAAAGGAUUUGAAUAUAACAGACAAUGGGAAGAGAAAAGAACCAGUGGAUCUAGAUCCUGAUGACUCCCCGUCACUUUUUAGUCCGAGCAAAAAAUAUAAGAGUGAUGAUGAUCAGGUCAAUGAUAAGGAAUUCGAUGAACUGAUGGAAGUUGGUGACAAAAAUAGUCACGUAAAAUCAGCUGUCCGUAAGAUUGCGUUUGAUGACAAAGUAAAUCAAGAAGUCAAUGACGUUGACAGCUGGGAAAAAAAAUACAGGUCAUUAAAUGGCGACGCUCAUCGAGCAAUGAGUUGUUGCAAGCGUGAUUACUAUGAGAAUCUUGAGUUUGACAAGUGGGAGUUGAGUGAAACUUUGAGGAAAAUAGUGAGACAGGAGAACGAUACGCACCAGGACAGUUUGCUGGCGAUACAGGAGGAGAAUCUGAGGGAAAUUGACAACCAGAAUAUCAAGAGACAGGAAGUUAUUGACUUGUAUGGAAUCAUUGGCAAGGGAGACUGGAACGAGUAUGAGUGGAUUCCCACUAGCUGGUUAACGAAGUGGUUAAAUGAUCACUCGGGUAACCCGGAAGCUGUUGUGCCGGUAGACAAUUCGGUGCUGAUGUGCUCGCACGGGCGGCUCGAUCCAUUGAAAAUAAACCGGGCGAAAUGUGUGCCUCGGGAAGCAGCGGAAAUGAUUUUUAAAAAAUACAAAGGCGGCCCGAGGAUGGACAACAAGUCGCUGUGCGAGGGCUGCGUGAAAAGGAGGUGCCGGGUCCUGAGGUUUCAGGCAGAGUUGGAGAGAGACAAGAAGGAGGUGAUGGAAAUAAUGAAGCAAAUAAAGGAAUUUAAUGAGGAUUGUUUUAUUGUUGGGGCUAAUUCACUGAAAAACUGGAGGCGGCUGGCUAUGGAGCUGCUGGAUGACAAGGACAACCAGGGUGAUAAUUGUGGGUUCGAUGAUCAUGAGCAUCAGGAGGAACAUCAUGACGCUGAUGAUGAGGCUGAUAGGAUUCUUAAUUUUAACGAGGACUUACAUUGCGAGCAUGGGGAGCUCAGGACUCCGGAUGCGGGGAGGAAAAUUGUACCGGCUGCGGCUUGGAGUAUUUUGAAAAAGUAUUUUCCCAAGGCGGCUGAGUACCCGUAUGGGGCUGCGGCUUGCAUGCUUUGUGAGGAGAAGGUUGAGAAUGCGGAGAAGGCGAAAAAAGAUGAUAAGAUCAAGGCCAAGAUGCAGAAAGAAGAGCUGGGGGAUUUGUAUUAUAUGAAGAAUAGGGUUGAUAUCACCAAGUGCGAGGGCAAAGUCUUCUAUGUUGUGGAGAAAGGAUUCUUGGACUCAUGGAAAUCAUUUAUUAGAAGUGGCGGCCGGCAUCCGCCGACGGAAAUAAAUAACGACAAGCUACUUUGCCAGGAUCACAAGGGUUUCGUCCACAAGCCAAUCAUGUCCACCGAAAAGAAAUACAGUAUAGUAACCUCCGAAGAAUGGGCAAAACUAUCAGAUUUCUACAAAACCGACUGUUCAAUCCAAAUCACCUUCUCCGAGAACGAUUUCCACACAGUGCCUGAACAAUGUAACUCUUGUAUAGAAGCUAGGGAAGAACAGGAGAGAAUGGACUUAUUAACGUAUGAAAACGCCUCUAUUUUUAUUCAGUGCGUCGAAGGAGCCGAAGAACCCGAGAGUGCUGUUAAGAGCUCACGACCCUCGAGAUCGAGAAGAAAAGCCAAAGGAUCGCAUGAGCUUAAAGUUUCCUCACAAAUCACACUCAAAGAGCUCAAAGUUAUGACGAUGAACAUUUGCGGUGCGCCGCCGAUGGAUCAACACUUACUUCUAGGUGAACAUGAACUCGAGGAUAGCUCGCAGCACAUUGGCGCUUUAGGUGUUUACCCGGGAGCGAUGCUAAGGCUGAAGAUUGAUACUCCUCAAGAUGGUGAAACAAAUCCAGAAUCGGAUUCCGUAGGACCAGAAGCUGCAUCCCCAGAAAAAGGUUUUAAGGGCACAGAGUUAGUGUCCAGUUGAUCAAUACACGAAUGGAUCUAUCAAUAAUAAUAAUUAUUUUAACAAUACUAAUAAUAAUAAUCAUGAUAAUAUAAUUUAAAAAUUAAUAUACUAGAGAAUAAAAUAAUUAAUUUAAUUAAUUAAUAAAUUAAUGAAGUGAUUAAUUGAUUAAAGAAGAAAUAUUAAAUAUUUUU